This is a messenger RNA of Medioppia subpectinata, 3216 nucleotides long. NCBI's taxonomy places the organism in Eukaryota, Metazoa, Arthropoda, Arachnida, Sarcoptiformes, Oppiidae. The record is from the annotation of a GenBank genome assembly.
GACGGCCCGUGUAUUGGCCUACAGUUCCGGUGCGACUCCGACCCCGACUGCGCCGACGUGUCGGACGAGAUCGGGUGCCCCGAGAAGCCCGACUGUUCCAAACACCCGCUCUUCUGGGAUCCCGAGCAGAAGUUUGUGAGCUGUCCGUCGACUACGGCGUGCAUACAUCCCGACUGGAUCUGUGACGGACAGAAUGACUGCUGGGAUAACUCAGACGAAGAGAAUUGCAAAACCAAACAAAUCGAAACCUCCUGUCCGUCCAAUUCGUUCAAAUGCCACACAACUCAGUGCAUACCAAUGGCGUGGGUCUGUGAUCGGGACAACGACUGCGACGACCGCAACGGCACCGUCAGCUCCGACGAAGAGAAUUGCCAUUACGGGUGUCAAGCGGACCAAUUCCGGUGCAAUAAUACCGAUUGUAUUCCCAGUAUUUGGCGCUGCGAUGGCCAUCAGGACUGCGCCGACGGCAGCGAUGAAACUUCUGACUGCAAGACUAGGACAUGUCCUGACGACUGGUUCCGAUGCAAUAAUACGGGACAAUGUAUUCCCGCCAUUUGGAUAUGCGAUGGCGAAAACGAUUGCGGAGACACACAGGCCAGCGAUGAGCACCCGGAACAGGGAUGCGCUCAUAGCAUAUGCAAACAGAAUGAGUUCCAGUGUCUCAACUAUCAGUGCAUUCUUCAGAGCUUCUUCUGCGACGGCGACGACGAUUGCGGCGAUAAGUCGGACGAACCGGACAACUGUCUGUUCCGCAAGUGUUCCGGCGAUCAGUUCGAGUGUCACAACAAGAAGUGUAUACCGAAGACGUGGCUCUGCAAUGGUAUCAGCGAUUGUCACGAGGGAGAGGACGAGUCCAACGAACUCUGCGUCCAUAACAUUACCGGCGGCUCGAAGUGUACGGACGGCAAGUUUGAGUGCGAGAACGGUAUCUGUGUUGAGGCCGACCUCUUGUGUAACGGCGCCGACGAUUGCGGCGACUAUUCAGACGAAUCCAAAUGCAAUGUCAAUGAGUGCGAGUCGAAGAUCCAGUGCUCACAGAAGUGCGAAGACAUGCCCAUUGGCUAUAAGUGCAGCUGUUUUGACGGCUUCGAGCCUUUGGACGGCGGACGCAUUUGCAAAGACAUUGAUGAGUGCAAGACUCGCCGCCCCUGUAGUCAACAGUGCCGUAACACUCACGGCUCGUACCACUGUUCCUGUCAUAAGAACUACUAUUCCAUAGACAACGGCACCACAUGUAAGGCCAACAGUACCGUCGAGUCGACGCUCAUCUUCUCGAACCGCUAUUACAUCCGACAAAUCAAUACGAAAGGACAGCAACACAACAAUGUGCUACUCGUCCGCAAUUUGACAAACGCCGUGGCGCUGGACUUUGAUUGGGCCGAACAGUGUAUCUACUGGUCUGAUGUGACCUCUUUGGGCAGUUCUAUCAAAAGGUUGUGCGGAAACAACGAGUCGGCGGCCGAACAGAUACUCCAUUCGGCGACCGUUCAAAGUCCCGACGGUAUUGCCGUCGAUUGGAUCGGACGUAACCUCUAUUGGUGUGACAAAGGGAAGGACAGUAUAGAAGUGUCGCGACUCGACGGCAAGUUUCGUAAAGUACUCAUCAAAGAUGGUCUCGAAGAGCCGCGCGCUAUAGUCCUCAACCCAUUCGACGGCUAUCUGUAUUGGACUGAUUGGGGAGAGACUCCAUACAUAGGGAGGGCUGGUAUGGAUGGCUCUAGUUUUUCGAUACUGAUCAACGAGAGUCUCGGAUGGCCUAACGCUCUGACCAUCGAUUAUGUCAAUAGAGACCUGUUCUACGCGGACGCGCGCGAAGACUACAUCGCCGUCACCGAUCUGGACGGUCGUAAUCGGCACGUCGUUGUGUCUCGUAAAACAUCACAUCUGGUGCACCAUAUCUUCGCGCUCACCGUCUUUGAGAACACACUCUAUUGGAGCGAUUGGGAGACAAAGGGAAUCGAGUUUUGUCACAAAUACCACUGCACUAAUGUGUCCACUUUGACCUCAACCGCUCACCGACCUAUGGAUCUCCAAAUCUAUCACCCCUUACGACAGCAACCGCUUCCCGGCGGCAAUCCGUGCGAAAACAACACGUGCGACACACUGUGCCUAUUGAAGCCAAACGGCGGCAGUGUUUGCGUUUGUCCCGAAAAUUUUGUUCUCCAUUCAGACAACAGGACGUGUCAUAACAAUUGUACGACCAGUCAGUUUGUGUGCAAUUCAACGUAUAAUUGUAUACCAUUUUGGUGGCAAUGCGAUUCUCAAGACGACUGCGGCGAUGGUUCGGAUGAACCGUCAGAUUGUCGGCCGUUUCACUGCAAUCCCGGUCAGUUCCAGUGCGAUAACACCCAUUGCAUACCUCCAAACCAGUUGUGCGAUGCCAUCAGUCAGUGCGGCGACGGUUCCGAUGAAAAGGAUUGCGACAAAUAUACGUGUCUUCCGAGUCAAUUCAAAUGCGCGGCUAAUGAGACGGUUGGCGCCCAUUGUAUUAGUAUAACGAGUCGAUGCGAUGGCAUAAACGACUGUCCACUCAAAGAAGAUGAGGAAAACUGUCCUGAAAAAGUGUGUCAAAGCAAUCAACACAAGUGCGAUAAUAAUCGAUGCAUACCUCAGGUGUGGACCUGCGAUGGGGACGACGAUUGCGGUGACAAUAGCGACGAACCGGUCAACUGUACGGCUCGGAAAUGUGCCAAUAAUUACUUUAAGUGCGAAACCGGGCGAUGCAUUCCUCUCAGCUGGAAAUGCGACGGCGAUCACGACUGCGUCGGUCAAGAGGACGAGCAAUCGUGUAAAGACAAACCGUCCUCUUGUGGUGACAAUUACUUCCACUGCGACAACAAUAAGUGCAUUCCCAACCGAUGGAAGUGCGACUUUGAGGACGAUUGCGGCGACGGUUCCGACGAACUCAAGUGUCAGCCCAGAGAGUGCUCGGAAGACGAGUUUCGGUGCGCAAACGGACGGUGUAUUCGGUCGAUGUGGAGAUGUAAUGGUGUCUACAAUUGCGAGGAUAAAAGCGAUGAAAACAAUUGUAACGUUACGUGCAAUCAGAAUGAGUUCCAGUGUCAGGACAGCAACUUUUGUGUCCUCAACGACUGGAAAUGCGAUGGGAGAGAGUCUACCAUAUUUUUGACGUCCAUUAUAUGCGCUCAACCGUAUUUAGACUACGGGCUGAGGUAUACCAAUAGUAAACCGGGUAUUAAUUUGAAUAAACGAUAG